AGGCGGCAGCUGGCACGGGUCACGUGGCGUGUUCCCGCAGUGCGCAGGCGCGCCGGUCGCGGUGUGAUUGGUCGGUGUGCUGGACGGGGCAGCUGCUGCCGGUCGCCAUGACGCUCUUUCAUUUCGGGAACUGCUUUGCUCUGGCCUAUUUCCCGUACUUCAUCACCUACAAGUGCAGCGGCCUCUCCGAGUAUGGCGCCUUCUGGAGAUGUGUACAGGCCGGAGCCACCUACCUGUGUGUGCAGCUUUGCAAGAUGCUGUUCCUGGCCACGUUUUUCCCGACAUGGGAAGGAGCAGCCGGAGUUUACGACUUUAUUGGGGAGUUCAUGAAGUCCACAGUUGAUUUGGCGGACCUGUUGGGGCUGCACUUGGUGAUGUCUCGGAACGCAGGGAAGGGAGAGUACAAAAUAAUGGUGGCAGCCAUGGGGUGGGCGACGGCGGAACUGGUCAUGUCUAGGUGUCUCCCUCUCUGGGUCGGCGCUCGUGGCAUUGAGUUUGACUGGAAGUACAUUCAGAUGAGCAUCGAUUCCAACAUUAGUUUGGUGCAUUACAUGUCCGUAGCCGCCCUGGUCUGGAUGUGGACGCGAUACGACCUCCCUACCCAUUUACGUCUGCCGGUUUCAGUCCUCCUAGGGCUGAGUAUGUAUAAAGCCUUCCUCAUGGACUGUUUUGUGCACAUUUUCUUACUGGGCAGCUGGACGGCUCUUCUGCUGAAAGCUGUGACCACCGGGGUCCUGUCCCUCAGCUGCCUCACGCUCUUCGUCAGCCUCGUGCACGGAAACUGACGCGCUUCUGGACUAACUUCAUGCUGGACAUCGGCCUCUUUGUUGGCGGUCUCUUCAUUCAAGAGGAAAACCCGAACCAAAGCACUACGGGGGCGAGAACUUUAUAUGUAUUUUGUUUUUUUAAAUUAAUUUCCUAAAACUUUAUAUAAUAAAAUACAUGCGGACCAUUUA
This is a messenger RNA of Pseudophryne corroboree (corroboree frog), 956 nucleotides long. It is a transcript of the gene TMEM147, whose product is annotated as transmembrane protein 147. The coding region runs from base 108 to 785 and encodes 225 amino acids. The record is from RefSeq and is a predicted model, not a curated record. The transcript has 7 exons. Lineage: Eukaryota; Metazoa; Chordata; Amphibia; Anura; Myobatrachidae.